This is a messenger RNA of Sphaeroforma arctica JP610, 1912 nucleotides long. RefSeq lists its product as hypothetical. The transcript is spliced from 10 exons. The coding region runs from base 1 to 1710 and encodes 569 amino acids. Gene Ontology annotation, biological process: actin filament network formation; actin filament bundle assembly. Gene Ontology annotation, molecular function: actin filament binding. Lineage: Eukaryota; Ichthyosporea; Ichthyophonida. Gene Ontology annotation, cellular component: cytoplasm; actin filament; actin filament bundle. The record is from RefSeq and is a predicted model, not a curated record.
AUGACUCUGUCAAAUGAAGAGAUCUCGGAAAUAAAGACCGUCUUCGCGAUCAAGCUAAAGAAGGAAACCGGAUUCAAGAAGGCUAUCAAAACAGUCGAUGGCGUUGAACAGUUCGGCGGAACCACAAAGGCGUCCGCUUCCGGAACCACGCACUCAGCCACUGAAGACGAAAAGGUUGCGUUCGUUGACUGGAUCAACUACAGUCUAGGUGAGGAUGAGGACCUCAAGAAGAGCGGUGUUGUUCCCGUGAGUCAGGAUGGCGAUAGUCUCUACACCGCAUGCCACGAUGGUGUCUUAAUGAGCAAGCUGAUUAACACAGCCGUACCCAACACAAUUGACGAGCGCGCGCUGAACAUGGGCACAAACAUAUCUAUCUACAAAAUCCACGAGAAUCAAACACUGUCCAUCAACUCCUCCAAGGCCAUUGGUUGCAAUGUGGUGAAUGUGGGAGCUCAAGAUCUAAUUGACGGAGUUCCGCAUCUGUGUCUGGGUAUCAUCUGGCAAAUUAUCCGCAUUGGUCUUCUUACGAAGGUCAACCUCAACAUGUGCCCGGGCCUAGUACGUCUAGUAGAGGGGGACGAGACACUGCAGGAUCUCAUGGCGCUGCCUGCUGAGCAGAUUCUUCUGCGCUGGUUCAACUUCCAGCUGAAGGAAGCGGGCUCGGAUAAGCAGGUCAAGAACUUCAGCGCCGACAUUAAGGAUAGUGAAGGCUACACGGUGCUGCUCAAGCAGAUUGCGCCCAAAGAGUUCGGGGUGGACCUUACGCCAUUGCAGGAGAGCAACUUGGAGAAGCGUGCCGAGUCUAUGUUGGUGAAUGCGACCAAAAUUGACUGUCGACGCUUCGUAAAGCCCAAGGAUGUGACCAACGGAAAUGCUAAGCUGAAUCUUGCCUUUGUCGCUAAUUUGUUCAACUUGUACCCUCACCUGGAGAUUGAGGAGGAAGAGAUUGUGGAGAUUGAGGAGAUUAACGAGACGCGCGAGGAAAAGACCUUCAGGAACUGGAUGAACAGUUUGGGUGUGCAGUAUGUAGGUAGCAUCUACCAAGACCUCCGUGAUGGCCAAGUGCUGCUGGAGUUGUUUGAUAAGGUGUACCCUGGCUUGGUCGACUGGAAGAUUGUCAACAAGGCUCCGUUUACAAAGAUGGGUGGCAUCAUGAAGAAGAUCGAGAACGACAACUACGCUGUCAAGCUUGGCCAGGAGAAAAAGUUUUCCCUUAUUGGAAUUGACGGCAAGGAUAUCUAUGAUGGACACCAGAUGUUCACGCUUGCAAUUGUUUGGCAGUUGAUGCGGGCGUACACUUUGGAGAUGUUAAAGAACAUCGCCAAGACUGACCAGCCGAUGGUCGACAAAGACAUUAUCGCCUGGACCAACAGUAAACUGGCAGAGUAUGAGAAGUCCUCCAGCAUUAAGAACUUCAAAAAUUCCAGUAUUUCCGAUUCCAUGGCCGUUAUUGAUUUGAUAGACUCAAUCAAACCCGGGUCGAUCAACUAUGAUCACGUCAUUAAAAAUGCAUCUUCUGAGAAAGAUGAGCUGACCAACGCUAAAUACGCCAUCUCCAUGGCUCGCAAGGUUGGUGCUGGGGUAUAUGCUCUGCCGGAGGAUAUUGUCGAAGUUAACCAGAAGAUGGUUAUGACGGUAUUCGCGUGCAUUAUGUAUGCAAGCUAUGCCGAUGACAGGGCCAAGUCAGCCCAGGACUUAAGAGGCGAUUGAAGUACCACGUCGCAAUAUAUAUGUGCGACAUUUCGUUGAACGAAGUGCUUAUUUCUGACACCAGUGAUACUAUUUCUAUGAUCAAUGAUAUCGUAGAAUUAUCAAUAGGCUGAACGGUGCCCCUUAUAAGCUGGUGUGGUAUGAAGACCAUUAAUUGUACAACAGGUUCAAUACAAUAAAUUGAUCUCACAGUAUAAAUCAA